CGGGAGAGUGGUAAGCCGAGGAAAUUGCUUGUAUACAUAGUUAAGGCAACUACGUCCGAGCGUCCGGGUGAACAAAUUGUACUUCUACAGCUCUCCCUCUCUCUCUAGGUAUCUUUCUUUCAUCCCACGUCUUUCCUUUGCCAACCUCCGAGCUUUGCUCAGUUUGCACAUAACGCUCGCUAUCAACCAUCCUCAAGCCAAUCUAUCAUAGCACAUAAGGCUUCCCCUGCGAAGACAUCUCUUGGCAAAUCGACCAAGAUGCCCAAUUCCAACAUGCAAAGGCUCGCUGUGCGAAAUGCUGGAUAUGCUUCGUCAGUAUUUAUUCGCUGGUUCCUGUUCCAGCUAACAUGAUUAGUGGCAGCAACAGCGGUGGAGGUCGAGGUCGUUCCUUCGGUGGAUAUAACAGCGGUCCCAAUAACGGACUUCCUUCAAAGAUCAAGUGUUAUAAAUGUAACAAGCCCAAGACUGUCACCGCUUUCUCCACCAAGCAGCGUGAGAACGCCCAGUCUUCUGUUCGCUGUGGUCGUCCGAUCCAGAUCGCGUGCGUCGAGUGUAACCAACAGACCGUUGUGGAGAUCACCUGCAUCGAAUGCAAGGUUACCAAGUCGGUGCCCGAAUUCUCCAAGGCACAGGCCAAGGAGACUGAUACUGCCCGGUGCUUUAAAUGUGUUGAGGAGCGCACCACGAUGGAAGCCCAGAAGUCGGAUUCCGACGAUGAUGAUGCGGCAUAUUCCGCUGACGACGAUGAUGAUGAUGCUACAUCUUUCUUCCUGAGCAGCAUCCCUUCACAAACCGGACGUGCUACAUCAAAUAAUGGCAGUGGUGUUGCUGUUGGCCCUGUUUCGAGCCCUUCAGUCUCCUCGUAUGACGAUACCCGUGAUGGAUUCAUGCCCUAUAAGACAAAGUCGUACAUCUCAGGUCAGACCGCUGGCAAAAGUCACAACCGUGUACCAAUGCACAACUGGGCUCCAGGCCGUGCGCAGGAAGCAUCUCGAUCCACCCCAUCAAUCGCCACAGGUGUUAGUUUGCUUACCCAGUCGGGCUUCAAUCCUCGCGGUUAUGGUCAUCCAGGUUCUAGUACUGCACCUUCUGUCUCAGGCUCCGAGUGGGGAUCUACCAAUACGGAGCGCAACAGUACACGCAACGUCACUGGCGCAAAGCACAGAGCGUUCGCCAAGGUCAAAGCCUAUAAACCACCCAAGAAGGAGGAACUGAACGAUCCUUCGGACAAUGGUACCUCCGACUCCGGAGAGUCCUAUGAUUCUGAUAUCUAAGGUUGAAGAGAAAUAAUGCAAUGGCCUAUCGUAGAGUGGAGCCAAUCUAGAGCUUAUCUUGGAUUGAGGACGGAUCGGGCACAUUGGCAUGGAAGAUAGGCUGGAAGCGAGCAGAUGUUGCAUAACGAAUGCA
Pseudovirgaria hyperparasitica is the source of this 1407-nucleotide messenger RNA. RefSeq lists its product as uncharacterized. The record is from RefSeq and is a predicted model, not a curated record. The coding region runs from base 348 to 1274 and encodes 308 amino acids. NCBI's taxonomy places the organism in Eukaryota, Fungi, Ascomycota, Dothideomycetes, Acrospermales, Acrospermaceae. The transcript has 6 exons.